Messenger RNA from Saccostrea cuccullata (small rock oyster), 454 nucleotides. RefSeq lists its product as uncharacterized. Bases 32 to 454 code for a protein of 140 amino acids. NCBI's taxonomy places the organism in Eukaryota, Metazoa, Mollusca, Bivalvia, Ostreida, Ostreidae. The record is from RefSeq and is a predicted model, not a curated record. The transcript has 3 exons.
UUUUAAAUUUCAUGUAUGAACCCUUGGUCAAAUGUGCAACAUUUCAGGACUUGAAGAUUGUGUUUUGAAGCCAUCUAUACUAAAUUAUACGCAAAAGAUAAGUUCGCCAGACUAUAAUUUGAAAACACGUAAUCCUCAAGAAGCUGUAGAGGAAAAAUGUAGUAUCCUGUGGGAACUAGUGUCGUGUUUUCAGGACUAUAAAAGAUGUGUGCUUACCAACAGCCUCUCUAUUAAAAUUGACCUGAUAUUUUCUGCUACGGAAUAUCUGUGUAAAGAAGGGAAACAAGGAUUCAUUGAAAACUAUCAAUGUGUGAUGACCAACUCUGUGGGGGAUCAUAACAAUCUUCAGUCUUGUCAGAAAUACUAUCCAGAACUUAUCAACACAGAAAAACGCGAAAUUGGUUCUAAUGUUUUCAGUGACAGGUGCAGAUAUAAUCUACAAAACGAACAGUAA